Camelina sativa (false flax) is the source of this 1096-nucleotide messenger RNA. The record is from RefSeq and is a predicted model, not a curated record. Lineage: Eukaryota; Viridiplantae; Streptophyta; Magnoliopsida; Brassicales; Brassicaceae.
UAUCAGGUUAAGGAUCUGGCUCGGGUGUCACUUAAAGAACAUGAACAUGUUUAUAUCGAUGUGGAUGAAGGACGAAAAGAGGUUACAAAUGAAGGCUUGGAGCAAGGUUAUUGCGUUGUGCCAAGUGCUAAGCGAUUAAUUUUUUUACUGACCUUCUUGAAGAGGUUCCUUGGGAAAAAGAAAAUCAUGGUGUUUUUCUCUACAUGCAAAUCGACAAAGUUCCAUGCGGAACUCUUUCGAUAUAUCAAAUUAGAUUGCCUUGAAAUCCGUAGAGGGAUGGACCAGACCAAACGAAGCUCAAUAUUUUUCCAAUUUAAUAAAGCGGAAACGGGUAUUCUGUUGUGUACUGAUGUUGCUUCCCGUGGUCUUGAUAUUCCCCAUGUGGACUGGAUUGUGCAGUAUGAUCCCCCUGAAGACGCUAAGACGUAUAUUCAUAGAGUUGGUAGAACCGCUCGUGGUGAAGGAGCAAAAGGAAAGGCUCUGCUUGUCUUAACUCCAAAUGAGUUGCAAUUUAUUUGGCAUCUCAAGGCGGAAAAAAUUCCCGUUGAGCAACAUGAAUUUGAAGAAGGGAAAUUGCUCAAUGUGAAAUCUUUUCUGGAGGACUUGAUAGCUAAAAACUAUGCAUUGAAGGAGUCAGCAAAAGAAGCAUACAAGACUUACAUUGCAGGAUAUGAUUCUCACAAGAUGAAAGAUGCCUUUGAUGUUCACCGACUCGAUCUCAAAGAGGUUGCGGCUUCGUUCGGUUUCGCCGAUCCUCCCAACGUUGCUCUGAAGAUAGAUCGAGGAGGGUACAAGAGUAAGAGAGAACCGGUUAAUAAGUUUAACAGAGGUCGCGGCGGUAGAGCCGGCGGUAAAAAAUAUGAGAGGUAUUAAAAAUACAGACUAAAAUUAUAGUUGCAGAAGAACCAAGACAACGUCGUAGUUAGUAUAACUGGCACAAGCUUUUUACGAUUGUUGUAUCUUUUUCUUGGUUCUAUUACGAUUGUUUUAUCUGGAACCAGACAAAGGAAGACCAGUGUUGUGACUGUUGUGCCGUUACUUAGAAAUUUUGAUCAUUUUUUUUUGCAAUCAAACUCUAUAAAAAUGGCAGUUCCUA